ACCACAAAAACACUAAGCGUAUUAUAGGCUGUCAACUUUAGAGACCUGGAUGUAGCAAACAAACGUGGACUUACUUUUUACUGGUUAAGCUUUUUCCGUUCAACUUGAAGGCUUUGUAUAAGGCAGGAUUGACAGAUCUGAUGUCAUAAUGGAUAAUUUAUAAUUUUCCUGAGGCAACARGAUGGAUGUAAGGACAUUCUAUCUGCAAGUUUAGAUUCCUUGUAGAAAGUAAAUAAACAUCCACCAUCCUCUGGAGAUAUGGGGGACAAUAAAACUGGAGGGAUUGUUGCAGCUGCAAUGAACCGACUGAAAGUGGUGAAAGGAUUGGAGGAUGUGGAGGUGUCCGAGUGUGAGAGCUGCUCCUUUGAGGUGACUCUUAACCUGGCUUACAUAGAAGGCGUUUGGAUCAGGGAUGGGAUGCAGGUUAAGUCGAAACCAAGUUGUCGCAUCGGCACGCAUGGRAAGAAACACAGCCUCAUCCUAAACCGAGUGGCUUUGGGAGAUGCUGGUUUAUACUGUUUCCAGGCCAGUGAGGUUCAGACAUCAGGCAGACUCAUUGUUAGAGCUAGAGACAUAUAUAUUGUGAAAGAGCUGGAGGAUGUGGAUACGCUUGAGCGUCAACCCGUUAGUUUUAUAUGCGAAGUGAAUCAGGUGGAUCUGGAUGGUCGGUGGUAUCGUGAUGACUGCAGAAUCCGACCUGGAGACAACAUCAAGAUAAGACAUCAGGGAAAAGCUCAUGCUUUGCUCUUCAAGUCAGUCAGACCAGAACAUGCAGGUGAAAUCAGAUUCACUGCAGAGCGGRUUUCAUCUUACGCCACUCUUACAGUAAAAGAGCUGCCAGUCCAAAUAUCUCGACCACUGAGGGUCAAAAUUGCCAUGUAUCGCCACAGGGGUUUACUAGAGUGCCAGGUGUCACGGCCUAAUGCUCAGGUCAGAUGGUACAAGAACAGGAAGGAGCUCCUGCCCUGCAAGAAGUAUCAGCUAAUCAGCCAGGAUGUCUACAGGCAGCUGACCAUCGAAGAUGUUUGCUCUUCAGAUGAAGACACCUACACAUGUGAUGCAGGGGAUGACAAAACUUCAUGUCAACUUUUAGUGGAGGAGCAGGCCAUCAGCAUAGUGCGGGGGAUGAAACCUAUGGAGGUGAUGGAGCCGAACCCUGCACUAUUUCAGGUAGAAACCAGUCUAAAGUCUGGGAGACCCCCGAAGUGGACUCUAAACAGUGAGGUCCUGGAGCACUCUGCAGGAGUGAACAUUGACCGGCAGGGGAACCUACACAGUCUCUGUUUCACAAGCACAGACAGCUCCAUGUCAGGGCCUGUGGUGUUUGUGGCUGGGAAGAGCCGUUCCACCGCUCAGCUUUCUGUGAAGGAGCGACCUCUUGAGGUUGUUCAGCACUUAGAUGAUGUGGAGGCAAGGGAGAGCAGCUCUGUGAGUUUGUGCUGUGAGUUUGCCCCGUCUCCCCGAGUUGUGCGGUGGUUUAAAGGUCGCACCGCUCUGAAGAUCUCGAACAAAUACACCAUGAAGAGAGAGGGGAAACGAGUGGAACUGAUCAUUCACGGCCUGACGGGGACUGAUGCAGGACAGUACAGCUGCAUGGCUGGAGGUUCACAAAGCACAGCACAGGUCAAGGUUGAAGCAAAAACAUUGAAGCUGGUCAAGCAUCUUGAGCCUGUUGACAUUGAGGAAGAUGGCACUGCCACUUUUUCAUGUGAGCUCAACUAUGUUGUUGCCAACGCCGAGUGGCUGGUUAACAACGUCCGCCUCAGCUCUAACGCCAUCAACCGGAUCCAGCACAUGGGCACAAUGCACAGCCUCGUGAUGCAAAAGCUUAGACCACAAGAGAGYAGGGUCACAUUUAAAGCAGGCCUUCUCAAUGAGACAACCAUCUUAAAGGUUAAAGAGCGCCCGGCAGUGUUUCUUAGGUCCUUGGAGGAUGUCGUUGGAGAAGAGCAAGGGGAGGUCUGCCUGCAGUGUGAAAUCUCUAAAGAUUCAGUAACACCUCUCUGGAGGAAGGAUGGUUCUGUCCUGACACCUGAUGAUAAACAUGAGUUUGUACAGUGCGGGAAGUCCAGGGCACUGAUCAUCCACUCACUGAGCAAGAACGAUGCUGGACACUACACUUGUGACCUGGGCACCAGUCAGUCCAAGGCUAAAGUUACAGUACAUGAUCUACAUGUUACUAUUGUUCAGCGGAUAAAGACAGUAUCUGUUCUGGAGAGUGAAAACUGUACUUUUGAGUGCCUUCUCUCUCAUGAACUGGAUGAUGAACCCAUUUGGACCAUCAACGGUCAGGUGGUGGUUACCAACAGUCACAUUCAGCUUGUCCACAACAGUCGCAUCUAUAAGAUGGGGAUUAGAGAUGUCGUACUUUCUGACGCUGGUGACGUCGUCUUCACAAUUAAAGACCUGAGUUGUAGAACCAUGUUAUUUGUGAAAGAGAAGCCUGUGCACAUCUUCAGGGACCUACUCAAUGUAAAGGCUGUACCUGGGGAGGACGCUGAGUUGAGCUGUGAAAUCACCAAACCAGAAGUCACCAUUCGGUGGCUGAAAAAUGGACAUCCUAUCAGGCAGAGCCCUAAAUAUGAGAUGAGCAUUGAGAAGAACUUGGCACGCCUGGUGAUCAAGAAUGCCUCCAUCAGAGACUCUGGUGAAUACUGCUGCGAGGCUGAUGGUGUUGCAUCCCGAGCCAAGGUGGAGAUCAGAGAACUUCAACACACUUUUGCAAGGGAGUUGAGAGAUACUCGAGGAGAAGAAAAGGGUAAAGUGACACUGGAGUGUGAGACCAGGCGGCCUGCCAAGCGUGCGACAUGGCUGAAGGGCAUGGUGGAGCUCAGAUCUGGGAAGAAGUACAUCAUCAAACAGAGGGGAGUGGUUCUAUCCCUUACCAUCACCUGCCUAGAGAAAACAGACACGGAUAUUUAUGUGUGUGAUGUUGGUACCAUGCAGAGCCGGGCACAACUUACUGUGCAGGGUCAGAAGGUGAUAAUCUUGGAUGAAUUAGAAGAUGUGGAGUGCCUUGAAAGUGACACAGUAACAUUCAGGUGUCGAAUUUGUCCCGAUGACUAUUGGGGGGUCAAGUGGUAUCUGGACGAGACUCUGCUUUAUACCAAUGAGGUCAAUGAGAUCCAGGUGACACCGGGAGGUUUCCACACCCUUACAUUUAGACAACUUGUCCGUAAAGACACUGGCACUAUUUCGUUUGUAGCAGGGGACAAAAGAUCUUAUGCCUCACUGCUAGUUAGAGAGAGGCGUCCUACCAUUAUCAAAUCACUGGAAGACUGUGAGGCUUUUGAGGGAGGAGGCUUAGUUUUGUCUUGUGUGACUUCCAAGCCAUGUCACAUCUUGUGGUACAAAGAUGGCUGCCUGAUGUGGCACUCCUCCAGAUACUUCACCACCCAUUCURGCUGUGAAGCCCGACUGACCAUUCGAGAGGUCAGCAACAGCGAUGCUGGAGUGUACGAGUGCAGCGCUGGCUCAGUCACAACCACAGCUGUCGUUACUGUCAAAGCCAUCCCAGCAGAGUUCACCCAGCCUCUGCAUGCUGUGGAGGCCAAAGAAGGAGAGGCUGUUACGCUUACUUGUGAAUAUUCUUUACCUGGAGUCCAGUUUCAUUGGAGGAAAGGUUUUGAGAACAUCCGACCUGGAGAAAAGUAUGUCACGAAGCACAGGAAAACCAUCAUCUCUCUUACCAUCAAAGCGCUUCUGCCUGAGGACUCAGGAGAGUACACAUGCCAUUGCAGGCAACACCAGACGACAGCCAGUCUCAAAGUGCAUGCUAUUCCCAUUACAUUCAUUCAGAAACUGAAGAACCUGCAAGCUGAGGAGGGCAGCAGUGUGAUAUUGCGCUGUGAAAUUUCUAAGCCUGGAAUCCCGGUAGAAUGGAGGAAGGAGGACAACCUGCUGAGGAACGGUGUCAAGUUCCAGAUGAGGAAAAGGGAGACCACUUUGGAGCUCUUGAUUUGGAAACCUGCACCUGAGGACAGUGGGGUGUACAGCUGUGAGUGUGCUGAUCAGAUGACAUCUGCCACAGUCAAGAUCACCGCUCUGCCAGUCACCUUCAAACAGAAGCUGAGGAACGUGUUGAUUGAGGAGGGCAACACUGCCACAUUUCGUUGUGAACUCUCCAAGCCUGGUCAAACUGUAGAGUGGAGGAAAAGUCGAGACAGAGUAAUCAGGAACGGAGAAAAGUAUCACGUGCGACAGAGAGACACUCUUACUGAACUCAGGAUCAUCGAUGUGUCUCCGGAAGACAGCGAUAUCUACACUUGCAUCUGUGGAAACAUUGAGGCAACAGCCACCCUGACUGUGAAUGCCAUUCCUGUGACCUUCAAGCAAAAGCUGAAGAACCAGCAAGUGGAGGAAGGACACAACAUCACACUGCAGUGUGAGAUUUCAAAAGCUGGUGUCCCAGUUGAGUGGAGGCUUGGAGGAGAGCAGUUGGAGAAUGGAGAGAAGUACCAGAUAAAGCAGAGGGAUUCCACCCUGGAACUGACCAUCAGGGAUGCUGUGCCCGAGGACAGCGGCGUCUACACCUGUGUGUGCAGAGAGCAGAAGACAAAGGCCACCGUAAAAGUAAUUGCGGUUCCUGCCACAUUUAMAGUGAGUAUGAAGAGCCAAGAGGUGGCAGAAGGGAAUAGUGUGACUUUACAAUGUGAGCUGUCAAAGAAAGGAGUCCCUAUUCAGUGGCUGAAAGAGGGUCAGGUGCUGUCUGAAGAGUUAAGCCGUGAUAAAUACCAGAUAAAGGUUGAAGGAAGGAAAGCUUCAAUGACUAUUGUCAACGCACAACCAGAUGAUGCAGGGAAGUACAGCUGUAUUACUGGCGAUGAGAAAACCACAGCGGAAAUCAGAGUCAAAGCGCUUCCUGUCACAUUCAAACAAGAACUCCAGCGCCUGUYGGUCCAAGAAGGAGAGUGUGGAGUUUUCUGCUGUGAGCUCUCCAAAUCUGGAGCUGCUGUGGAGUGGAGAAAAGGCAGAGUGAUCCUGAAACCAGGAGAGAAAUUUGAAAUGAAGCAGGAGGGCCAUCUAACUAAACUCAUUAUAAACAACGUGGAGGAAAGCGAUGCUGGCAAAUACACCUGCAAGACCAAACACAGCCAAUCCAGUGCUGAGCUCAGAGUGCGAGAAUCACCUGAGCGCAGACGUCAAAGAGAUCUCCCUCCACGCUUCAAGUUACCAUUAGUUAACCAGGAGGUCACAGAGGGCAACGCUGUGGCUCUGCACUGUGAGCUCAACAAGCCUGCUAACUCAGUGGAGUGGAGGAGAGGAGGACAGCUACUUAGGAAUGGAGACAAAUACCAGAUGAGGAAGAAAGACCUGCAGGUGGAAAUGAAGAUCACAGACCUCACAGUGGAGGAUUCUGGAGAAUACACCUGUGUAUGUGGGGAAGAAAGGACAACAGCUCAGAUCACAGUGAAUGAAAGGCCCAUUAAAUUCAUUCAAGAUCUGAAGAAUAUUCAAGUGCAGGAGGGAAAUGGCGUGGCACUCUGUUGUGAGCUCUCCAAACCGGGCUUCCCAGUGCAGUGGAAGAAGGGUGACGUUGUGCUCACCAGCGGUGAGAAAUACCAGAUCAGGCAAAACGGCUCCAAGCCAGAGCUUCUCAUCAGGAAAAGCCUCCCAGAGGACAGYGGCUCUUACAGUUGCAUUUGUGAUGAUGUCAAAACUACAGCAAGUGUUGCAAUUACUGCAAUUCCAGUGAUAUUCAAGCAAAAACUGAAGAACCAGGAAGCAGUGGAGGAUGGUUGUCUAACAUUACGCUGCGAACUUUCCAAACCUGGACAAGCAGUAGAGUGGAGGAGAGAUGCACAACUUCUGAAGGAUGGAGAAAAAUACGAGAUAAAGCAGGAGGGCCGAGCAGCAGAGAUGCUGAUUAGAACUGUAACUCUUGCAGAUGCAGGAGAAUACAGCUGUUGUGCGGGGACUGCUGUGACUUCAGCUGACAUCAAAGUUAGAGCUCUUCCUGUGACAUUCAAGAAAGAUGUUGAGAAUUUGGAGGUGAAGGAAGGAGAUAGUGCAGCUUUCUGCUGUGAGCUCUCCAAACCCGGCRCUCCGGUCGACUGGAGAAAAGGCAGAGUCAUCCUGAAGGCUGGUUACAAGUACGAGAUGAAACAAGAGAGAGGUCUCACCAAGCUGAUCAUCAACAACGUGGAGGAGAGCGAUUCUGGAAAAUACACAUGCAAAACAGAGGACAGUCAAUCCACAGCUGAGCUCAUAGUCAAAGCUCCGCCCGUCACAUUCAAAACAAAGCUAAGGAACCAGCAGGUGGAGGAGGAAAACAGCGUGACAUUGAGCUGUGAACUGUCAAAGCCCGGCCUCGCUGUGGAAUGGACGAAAGGGAAAGAGCUGCUGAAGAGUGAUUUCAAGUACCAGAUUAAAAACCGAAACAGCAUCAUGGAGCUGACAAUCAAAAACACCCAACUGGAGGACAGCGGGCUCUACAGUUGUAUGUGUGGAGAUGUCAAGACCACAGCGCAUCUCACAAUUACACCCAUCCCUCUAACAUUCAAACUGGGUCUGAAGAACCAGGAGGCUCCRGAGGGAGGGAAUGUGUGUCUGCGCUGUGAGCUGUCCCGGGCYGGGGUGCCMGUGCAGUGGUGGAAAGGGGAGGACCAGCUGUACCACGGAGGGAGAUUCCAGAUGACACAGAAAGGGAUCAUGGCUGAGAUGACCAUCAGAAACAUACAACCAGAGGAUGUUGGAGAAUACAGCUGCGUAAUUGGAGGUCAAAAGACAACAGCUGAAGUCAACGUGAGAGCUGCAGCAUCUGUGUACUUUGAGAAGGAACUAGAGAGCCAAGUGGUUACCGAGGGAAAAUCUGUGCUCAUGUCCUGUGAAGUUUCUAGUGCUAAUGUUCCUGUCACUUGGAAGAAUGACGGCACUGUGGUGGAAGACGGAGAGCAUUACAUAGUGAGAAAAAAAGGCCCUUUGCACACUCUGGAGAUUAAGAAAUUGCAGCUGGCGGAUGCUGGGGAGUACUGCUGCAUCACCAGAGGAAAGAAAACCACUGCCAAACUGAUUGUGAGGGAGCGUGUCAAGAUUGUGAAAGAACUGCAGGACCUAACAGUGACAGCUGGAGAAGACGCUGUGUUUGUGUGCGAGCUGACCCAUGCAGACGUGAACGAGGGCAUGUGGUGGCUUGGUUCGAGCCCCCUGCAGAAAAACGAGAUGAACCAGAUGACGUGCCGUGGCCGCCAGCACCGCCUUGUCCUCACUAUGACAACACCAGAGGAGACCGGCAACGUAGCAUUUGUAGUUGGGGAAGAAAGGACCUCUGCAAAACUGUUGGUUCUCCCUAAGCCCAAAGUUUUGUUUGAGGAGAAACCCAAAGACACUGUCAUCAUGGAAGGAGAGACAGCUUUUCUGUCCUGUGCUACAUCUGAUUGCAUCACCAUGGUUACCUGGAAGCGCAACCAUGUCCCACUUCGAAGUGGUGAUAAAUAUGAGAUGCGCAAGGAGGGUAAAGUCAAUCUGCUUCUUAUCCAUGAUGUGGAGCCCCAGGAUACUGGCCUAUAUUCCUGUGAUACCGGAGAUGUGCAGAGCCAUUUCAAACUGACUGUAACAGGUGAGGUUUCUAAACCUGGAAUCUCUGUUCAGUGGAAGAAGAACAAUGUGCCUCUGAGAGCCAACAGGAAGUAUGAGAUGAAGCAGGAAGGCUGCUUUCUACAGCUUAACAUCAAGRAGAUCAAACCAGAGGACAGUGGCUGCUACACUUGCCAAGCAGGAGAAGCAGAGACUAGUGCCACUGUCUCAGUAAAAGAGCUUCCCCUGUUUUUCAAGGAGAAUUUGAAAAAUGUCACCAUUGAGGAGGGAGGGACAGCCUCUCUUUGYUGUGAGGUAUCCAAGCCUGGGCUAUCAAUACAAUGGAAGAAGAACAGGCUGCCACUGAGAGCAAACAGGAAGUAUGAGAUGAAGCAUGAUGGCUGCUUCCUCCAACUUUACGUCAAGGAUCUCACACCUGAGGAUAGUGGUACCUACUCAUGUCAAGCUGGAGCUGCAGAGACUACAGCAACUGUGACUGUGAAAGAACUUCCUCCCUUCUUCAAGAAAGAGCUAGUAAGCAUGGAGGCUGACGAAGGUGGAGCAGCAUCUUUAUGYUGUGAAGUGUCUAAACCUGGAGCGUCUGUGCAAUGGAAGAAAAACAAGAUGCCACUCAGAGCCGGUAAGAAGUAUGAGAUGAAACGAGAAGGUUCCAUCCUUUAUCUACAUAUCAAAGACCUGAAACCUGAGGACAGCGGCAGCUACUCGUGUCAAGCAGGGAAUGCAGAGACCACUGCAACAUUAUCUGUGAAAGAACAUCUUGUGUUCUUUAUCAAGGAGUUACAAAAUAUGAAUGCUGAGGUAGGAGAGAUGAUCUCAUUGUGCUGUGAACUUUCCAAACCUGGGGUUUCAGUGCUGUGGAAGAAAAACAAGCUGCCACUGAGAGCCAGCAUGAAGCAUGAGAUGAAACAAAAUGGUCGCCUCUAUCAGCUUGACAUCAAAGAUCUCAAACUUGAGGAYGGUGGCAGCUACACAUGCCAAGCAGGGAGUGCAGAAAGCACUGCAAAUGUGGCAGUUAAAGAGCUUGCUUCAUUGUUCAUCAAAGAAUUACAAAGUGUAGAGGCAGAGGUUGGCAGUGCAGCCUCAUUGUCCUGUGAGUUAUCCAAACCUGGAGUGGCUGUUCUGUGGAAGAAGGAUAAUCUGCCUCUGAGAGCCGGCGAGAAGUAUGGGAUGAAACAAGACGGCUGUUUCCUGCAGCUUAACAUCAGGAAGCUCAGUUCAGAGGACAGUGGUAGCUACUCAUGUCACGCCGGAAAUGCAGAAACGUCUGCAACAGUACAAAUAAAAGCAUCAAAACCUCCAUCAGAGGAAAAGUCUAGAASAGCAUUGGCGCAGAUGAAAAGUACUAUCCCUACACCAGCUCCCGCUUCAGAAAAUGAAAAGCCCAAGCUUCCAGAUCCCAACCAGAUUCCCCCAGAGCCCAAGAAGAGGGCAAAUAGGAAAGCAUCUAUUACUUCUGUCGAAAAAGACACAGAGCAAGUUUUUGGCGUAAAGGUGUCUGUGCARAAUGUGAAUAAUGAAGUCCAAGAGGGUGUUCAACAUAAAAGAUCUCCAGUAGAGAACUUGGAUGUUGCUCAGAAUGGAACAAAAGUGGAGAGGAGUGAAGACAAAGGGAGUGAAGUGCACAAGAAAGAGGUUAAGACAGUUCAGCUACCAGAGAAGGAUUAUAAGGCUGGCAGCAGGAUCGAAAAGACAGCUUCACCUCUGGGUAUGGAAAAUGAUCUUAUGGAAAAGAGACAACCAGUAGGAAAUGUAGGAAAAUUUGUUAAAGUCAUCCCUCCAGUAAAUCAGUCAGAAAGGCUUGUGGGUAACAAAGUGRUUGAACUGAAAGAGGCAGAAAAGGGUUGUGACACUGAAAAGGGGUUGAAACAACARGAAAACUCUUCAGAAGAAGCAAAUGAAGUUAAACAGAAAAUAACUCAAAAAGCGACAAUUUGGAGAAACAGUCAGGAUGAAAAAUAUGUACAAGAGCAGCUUAAUGGGAAAGAAAUWAAAACAGAUGUCAAACCUUCAAAAAACAAAGGUGAAGUAGAAAAGACAGAAGAGGAGACUUUGAAACCACCAGUAAGAUCUAAGGCAAAGGUAGCAUAUGGAGAGCAAUCACUCAAGUCUAUUAUGAAUCAAACAGAGGAAACAAUUCCUCAACUAAUCAAGACUUCUCUUAAAGAUUUUGAAGAUCAUAAAGAGAGACAAAAUGGGCAAGAGUUCACAGAGAAGGUAUUGACACAAACUCCCAGAGCAAACCAGCAAUCAAUAGAAGAGCCAGAAAAGGCAGAUGAAAUCCUUCAAUUWGCACCUCCAAAACCACCUGAGAGRAGAAAGAGUAAGAUAAAAAUAGGAAUGGAAAUACAUGAGUCACGGGACACAGAGACAGAUCAAGAUGAUGUACAACCUAAAAGUGUUGGAGUAAAGUCCCCCGAGGAGAAGACAGACAAACAGCUAAAAAAGCCUUUGAAGAAAGACGUUGAAGAAAUUUUAAAGUUAGAAGGAAGUAAGUCUAUCACAAUUGAUAGUGAAGCAGAAGAUAAACUUAAGCAACCAGUAAAACAACCAGUAAAACCAAUUAAGAAGGAACCUGAAAUUAAACUGGCUGUUGAGCCAUUAAGAAGAGUGGAGGAAACACAAUCGACUAAAAUGGAAGAUGACAUUCCUCUGCUCUACAUUUCUGAAGAAGAAACUUUCUCAGAGGCCUUAACUGAGCUCCCUCCUAACCACUUCCAACCUGCUGUUCCCGAGAGACAAACAGGACAGCAACUUAUCCAGGAGAUCCAGCCACCAGAACCGUCUCCCCUGGAGACUGACAUCAUCAUAGAGGAUGAACCCGAAAUGCAAGAAGCUGCCAUUAAGAUCCAGGCAGCAUUCAAAGGCUACAAAGCUCGCAAAGACAUGCGACCGGUCUUUAAGGAGGUAUUCAAGAACCAGAAUGCAGAUCUUCACGGUACACUUACAUUAAAGUGUGUUGUGGAUGGAAGACCCAGCACUGURCGCUGGUUGAAAAAUGGUCAACAUGCUAUAAAUGAUCCUCGAUGCCGGGUUGAAACAACAGAAAAGGGAGAAUGUACACUCGUGGUUAAAAACUUGAACAACAGCGACAGCGGAGUUUAUACCUGUGAGGUGGCAAAUAAGUUUGGUGUGACCUCCUACAAUGGAAACAUAACCGUAGUGAAGACUGUGCAACCUGUUCCUGCAGUCCAGAAGCCUGUACACCCACCACUAGCGGCUAUAACUCCUUUGCAGCUUGCUCCACAGAAGCCUGACACCCAGGACAUGACACAGACUCAAAGUCUGACUCAGAGUCAAGCAGAGCUAGCUCCAAUUGCAGAUGCUGAAAAUUAUGUAGAAAGUGUGAGUGUUUCCCUGUGGGAUACCUACCUCUUGACAGAACAGAACAAUCAAACACUCCUGGAAGAGAGAAGAUCUUCACUCAUUGCUGUCAGCUCCUUGUCAAGUCCUUCAGAGUAUGACACAGCUCCAGAUAUAAUGGAGCCUGUUGAAAGUAUUCCAGUGACACCAAGGGAAGUACCAAAACCAGCUGAUACAAUGCAGCCAAAGGAUAAUAAUGAAGAAACAGCUGCUCCGAAACCUCCUAUGAAACUGCUGAAUGUUAAAGGACCUCAUGAUAUUAAGCUAAGAACACCAUCUCCAAAGCACCAUCGAUCCCACACACCUUUAACAAGUACUGUGUCUGGAUCUGAGUCAGAGGGUGAAGAGGACAGACGAGAGAUAUUUGAAAUAUAUGUAGCUCGAGCCGACUGCAAUCCUAAUAUUGGAAGUAAGGACAGUUUUAUUCUGAAAGAGGGUCAGUUUGUGGAGGUCCUGGACUCUGUUCAUCCUGACAGAUGGUUAGUGAGGACCAAACCAACCAAAACCAACCCGUCUCGGCAGGGAUGGCUGUGUCCUGCCUAUCUGGAAAAGAAGAGAAAAGAAACCUUCCCACAAAGGAGAGUUGCUCAGGAGGAUCUCGAUGGAAUUGGGUCUACAGGGGAAGAGUAUAGGAGAGCACUGAGUCAGCUGAUCCAAGGCUUGAUUGAUGGAGAAGAAGAGUUUGUAAAGGCAAUGAAGAUGUUUAUCACUCACCAGUUCAACCAUCUGGACUAUAGCCACCAUGUCCCCAUUAACAUCCUCAACCAGAAAGAAAUCAUCUUUAGGAACAUUAAAGAUAUUGUUGGUUUACAUGAACGUUCCAUCCUCCCUGGCCUGAGGGGCUGCRUUACAGAUGAUGAUGUUGCCAUGUAUUUAAUCAAGCACGCUGAAUAUUUUGAAAAGUAUCUUCACUACAUGGUGGGGCAAGCACAAGCCGAGGCCUGCAUCAGUGACAAGGCUGUUCAGCAAUACUUCAAAGAGAURGCAGCACCUGAGAAGCCUGGUGAUGCCCCUAUUAUGGAUGUCCUUACUUUCCUGCAGCAACCAGUAGAGAGGAUUCAAACCUACCAGGCUUUACUGAAGGAGUUGAUCAAGAACAAAGCGAAGAGCGGCCAGAGCUGCUACCUUUUGGAGGAUGCCUUCUCCGUGGUGUCCUGUUUGCCCUGGAGAUCAGACAACCUGCAUCGAGUAUCACUGAUUGAAAACUAUCCAGCUCCUCUUACUGCUCUGGGUGAGCCUGUACGACAGGGAGUCUUCACAGUGUGGGAGGAAUCUCCAGAAGUGAAAACAACCUCUAGGGGGCAUCAGAGACAAGUGUUUCUCUUUAAGGAAUGCAUUGUACUGUGUAGGGUGAAGAGAGAUGGCAGCAUGAAUCGAGACACUUACAGCUUUAAGAACAAAAUGAAGCUGAAUGAUGUGGAAAUAAAGGAAACUGUGGCAGGAGAAGACAGGUCCUGGGGUUUGUGGCAUGAGCACAGAGGCUCUAUACGGCGUUACACUUUGCAGAGCAACUCCACUCUGGUUAAGCUGUCCUGGCUGAAAGACCUGAAGGAGCUGCAGCAACGAUCCAGCCUCAGCAAUAACUGCUCUCCAGUGUUUGAGUCUCUGCUUUGUGAUUGCUCAACACAAAUUGGACAGACAAUCAAACUAACCUGCAGAGUAUUGGGAUUUCCAAAACCAGUGGUCAGCUGGAUCAAAGAUGGUCUUCCUUUGGAGGAUGACCCACGCCACAUCAUCUCAGCUGACCGGUCAGGAACAUGCAGUCUUGUCCUGGACUGCCUUACAGCAGAGGACUCUGGUCAGUAUGUGUGCUAUGCAACCAGCUCUAUGGGCAAUGCUGGCACUCUGGCUAAGGUGGUGGUGCAAGCUCCACCCAGAUUUGUGAGCCGACUAGAAAGUGCUUGUCUGAUUGACGGAGAGGAGAUCCAGUUUUCAUGUUCCACUCUCACAACCCCUUUACCAAGAAUCAGGUGGUUGAAAGAUGGCAGGGAGCUGAGUGACAGCAAUAAAUACUCCAUUGUGAACGACGCCCGAAGUGGAAUCUUGUCUCUCACAGUUAUUGGAGCAACAGAGGCAGAUAUCGGACAGUAUGAGUGUGAGSUUUGGAAUGAACUUGGCUGUGUCAAAUGCAAAGCAGGUCUUUGUCCUGCCUUUGUACCGCCGGCUGACAGURAGAGUGACCAAUCACAGGACUUACCUGUCAAAGAAGCUGACUCAGAGGCUUGGUCCACUGCCUUUGUUAAGAAAUGGCUGCAGACUGAUUUCAGCCCUUCUUCUAUUGCAAAGACACAAUUUCCCCCUGGAUCUUCUGAGCAAUACAGCUCUGUUGUGGAUGUUCACCCAUCUGCAGUACAGCAGUCCUCAUGUUAUCUGGAAGACGAAGAAGAAGAGAUCUAUAUUUCAGAGGCUUUGCACGAAAUAACAGAUGCUCCUCCUUUGGUCCAGGUCCCUGCUGAGGAUCUGUGUGUCGAACCUGGGCAACCAGCAACAUUCAUCUCCAUCAUCACAGGAAGACCCACACCUAAAGUACAGUGGUACAAGGAUAGAGAGCCCCUUGCAGCCAAUGAGAAUGUGAAAAUAGUCCAACAUGGUGCUCGCUGCAGCCUAACCAUAUUGUGCCCUGAAGGAGAGGACAGUGGCAUAUAUACCUGCUUUGCUCACAACGACUCAGGCCAAGCCUCCUGUGAAGCUCAGCUAACAGUUGAGGAAGGUCUGCUUGAUCCUCAGGAGAGGGAAGUGGAGCUGGGGAAGAGAAGGAGAUUAUUCUCAGUCUAUGAUGUCCAUGAGGAAAUUGGAAGGGGGACAUUUGGGGUGGUGAAGCGUGUCAUCCACAGAAGAACAGGGGAAGUGUUUUCUGCCAAAUUUCUGCCUCUUCGGAGCAGCUCUCGGACCAGGGCCUUCCAGGAGAGGGAUCUUCUGUCUCGCCUCGCUCACCCCAGAGUGGCCUGCCUGCUGGACUUCUUUUGCACCAGACGCACCCUGGUGUUAAUCACAGAAAUCUGCUGUUCUCAUGGACUUCUGGACCAUUUAUUGAUGAGAGGAUCUGUCUCAGAAAAAGAGGUUCAAUUUUAUGUCCAACAAAUUCUAGAAGGGGUUUGUCAUAUUCACAGCAUGAACAUSAUGCACCUGGAUAUCAAACCUGAAAAUAUAUUAAUGGUGUACCCGCCCAAAGAUGAGAUCAAGAUCUGUGAUUUUGGCUUCUGCCAGGAAAUAGACACAUCCCGACACCAGUACAGUCUGUUGGGUACUCCAGAGUUUGUUGCACCUGAGAUUGUACAUCAAGAACCUGUCACUGUGACCACGGAUAUUUGGGCUGUCGGUGUCAUAACAUUUCUGUGUCUGGUUUGCCGGUGCCCCUUUGUGGGCGAGACUGACCGUGCAACAUUGCUCAGGGUGGGAGAGGCAACUUUAAACUGGGACGCCCCGGACAUCGUAUGCAGGAGCCCAGAAGCCAGGAAUUUUCUCCAUACAGCCCUUCAACCGGAUCCAGAGACUCGACCAUCUGCCUUUGAGUGCUUGAGUCAYGAGUGGCUUCAGGUGAGAAAAAAAAAAACAGAACAUUGAAGGUUUUGUGCUAAU
Messenger RNA from Poecilia reticulata (guppy), 14475 nucleotides. Lineage: Eukaryota; Metazoa; Chordata; Actinopteri; Cyprinodontiformes; Poeciliidae. The record is from RefSeq and is a predicted model, not a curated record.